CCUCCAUUUUGUAAAACAAGAUUUAAGAAAGUGUUGUAUUUUUUAAACAAUUUCUGAUUUUUGCACCAAGAAGAAGAGCUGUUUUCCUUUCAGAUGAACCAGGCAGAAAAAGGAGAAGAGGGAAAUAGAGAGGAGUGGAUGACAAAGUUAACAGACAUGCGAUUUCAGAGGGCAGACAUGAACCGUUUGAUCAUGGACUACCUUGUAACGGAGGGCUUCAAAGAGGCUGCCGAGAAAUUUAAAAUAGAAUCCGGCACGCAGCCUUGUGCUCCGUUGGAAAAUCUCGACGAAAGGAUUAAAAUAAGAGCCGCUGUCCAACGUGGAGACAUCGAAGAAGCAAUCGCUCUUACAAAUAAGCUAAAUCCUGAGAUACUUGACUGUAAACCGCAUCUGUAUUUCCAUCUUCAGCAACAACGCCUAAUAGAGUUAAUUCGUGACAAAGACAUUGAAUCGGCAGUUGAUUUUGCCCAGAACCAGCUUGCUGAACAAGGCAAGGAAUCUCCCGAGUUUCUGGAUGAACUAGAGCGAACUAUGGGUUUGCUGGCGUUUGAUAACCCAGAGGAUUCGCCAUUUGGUGAAUUGCUGUGUCUUUCACAAAGACAAAAGGUGGCUAGUGAAUUGAAUGCUGCCAUUCUGGAAGCAGAACACAGAGAAACCUCACCCAAGCUGUCUAAUUUGUUGAAACUGUUGUUGUGGGCACAAACAGAGUUGGACACUAAGAAAGCAAAGUUCCCCAAAAUGGUAGAUGUUGCAAGUGGUACUUUUGAUGGUUCACUUUAAGUAAACAAAAAAAAAAAAAGACUUGAUGAAUGUUGCAACAUGAAAGGCAUGUCUUCAACUACUAAAGCUGAACUUUGCACAAUAGACAUUGUUCUCCUCUAAUCAAGGGCUAACCCGUUCUAGCCUUGUGCUCUUGAGAGCAUGUUUUGUGGUGGUGUGCAAAUAUUUCUAUGUUGGUUAAACUAAUUUUUUAAGAAAGUAUGGUUUAACUCUAGUAACUCAUGAACUUGUGUACUCAAUAACAGGGCUGUACAAUACUCAUGGAAUAGUUUUAAAGUUUUUUUUUUGUUUGUUUUCAAGGGAAAAGGGUUAAAUGUGCCUGCAAGUUUUAUCGAUAUUGUCAAUUUAUGACAAAAUCUCAACCUUAAAACUGGCAUGAACAAUUGUUUAACUGUUUAGACUUUGAAAAGGAGACGAGUAGGUUGCUAAAUUUUUUUCCCUUUUUUUAACAAUAAAAGAAAACUGCAUUUGGUUACAUGA
Molecule: messenger RNA, 1260 nt
Organism: Stylophora pistillata
Lineage: Eukaryota; Metazoa; Cnidaria; Anthozoa; Scleractinia; Pocilloporidae
Product: glucose-induced degradation protein 8 homolog
Molecular function (GO): protein binding
Source: RefSeq, a predicted model, not a curated record